Mixia osmundae IAM 14324 is the source of this 789-nucleotide messenger RNA. RefSeq lists its product as uncharacterized. Lineage: Eukaryota; Fungi; Basidiomycota; Mixiomycetes; Mixiales; Mixiaceae. The coding region runs from base 1 to 789 and encodes 262 amino acids. The record is from RefSeq and is a predicted model, not a curated record. The transcript is spliced from 6 exons.
AUGCUUCGCCUGUGGCUCACGAUCCUGCUCGUCUGUCAAUCAAGUCAGACAGAUGCCGCGCCAUCACCGGCCCUACCUUUGCCAGAAUUGAAUCGAGGCCGUCCUCUUGGGGACGGCAGAUGGACCCUCGCCGUACCGCCUGAAUUCAAACCUUCCAUCCCGGACACAGAUGAAUACGUUCAGACUUAUAACGUAGACCUCAGCUACGCUGCAUCGUGUCCCACGACGGCGCCGAAACCGAUGCAUCGCGAUGAUCAGGCAGCCCCCUGGGAGAUUGACUAUGAGACAAAAGCUGGCGAGUUGGACAAACCUAUCGAGACGAGCGUAUCGUUCAAGGUCAACAUAUUCGACAAGACGGUCACCGUUGAAGGCUGGGGCACCCUCGCGAUCGACCGGAUCGCUACCCGUGCGACGAUCUGGCCCAAGGUUGAUAUUGACAUUAUCGUGAAGGCAAAAUGCGCCCUCGAGCUCUAUGGAGAAUGCUGCGAGGGCUACCUUGACGUGAGCGUGGGCUUCCACGUCGAUGAGACCUACGUCAUUGACAAACCCAAAUUCAAAUUCCAACAGACCUGCUCGCCAAUCUACAUGGGCAUACCUGGUGCAUGCGAUGCUGCAAGAGCGAAGAUCCCAGGUCUACCUACAGCAGAGGAAUGCGAUGUCGCUGCGCAGAUGUGGAUCCCCUCCGCACCGCCCAUGCCUGACGAUGACCAACCUGGCCCAUGGGGCGUGCAUAGACGCCAACGAGGCGCGAGCGAGGAGAGUGCUCUUGUGCCCAUCAAGAUCGUAUGA